UUGGUGUUAGUGUUGGGGGACCUUCACAUCCCUCACCGGUGCAGUGACCUGCCGGUGAAGUUCAAGAAGCUGCUGGUUCCAGGAAGGAUCCAGCACAUCUUGUGCACAGGAAACCUCUGCGCCAAGGAGAGCUAUGACUACCUCCGGAGCCUGGCUGGGGACAUCCACGUUGUUAGGGGGGACUCCGAGAGCCUCAAUUACCCAGAAGAGAAGGUUGUGACUGUUGGGCAGUUCAGAAUCGGGCUGAUUCACGGCCAUCAGGUUAUUCCCUGGGGCGAUGUGGCCAGUCUGGCACUGCUGCAGAGGCAGCUGGAUGUGGACAUUCUCAUCUCAGGACACACACACAGAUUUGAAGCAUUUGAACAUGAAAACAAGUUCUAUAUCAACCCUGGCUCAGCUACAGGAGCUUACAGUGCUCUGGAAAGGAACAUCAUCCCUUCGUUUGUGCUGAUGGAUAUUCAGGCUUCCACGGUUGUGACUUAUGUGUACCAGCUAAUUGAGGAUGAUGUGAAAGUAGAACGAAUUGAAUUCAAGAAGUACUGA
This is a messenger RNA of Pterocles gutturalis (yellow-throated sandgrouse), 543 nucleotides long. Its product is annotated as vacuolar protein sorting-associated protein 29-like. Gene Ontology annotation, biological process: intracellular protein transport; retrograde transport, endosome to Golgi. The record is from RefSeq and is a predicted model, not a curated record. Lineage: Eukaryota; Metazoa; Chordata; Aves; Pterocliformes; Pteroclidae. Gene Ontology annotation, cellular component: retromer complex; endosome. The annotation marks the transcript as partial. The transcript has 3 exons.